CGCUGCUGCCGUAACCGGAAGCGCGGGAGGACUUGUCGUAAGUUGUCUCCUGCUAGCAGGUGGAUCCCAGACAGUUUCACGGAUUCAGGGAAAGAUGGGGGGCUCUCAGAGCGUCCAGAUCCCAGGUGGAGGAACCGAAGGCUAUCACGUCCUCAGGGUACAGGAGAACUCUCCUGGUAAUCGUGCAGGAUUGGAGCCAUUUUUUGAUUUCAUCAUUUCAGUUUGUGACACCAGACUGUUGAUGUCUCAGCAGAAGAGGGACAACGACACCCUGAAAGAGCUGCUGAAAGUUAACGUGGAGAGGCCCGUCAAGAUGCAGCUCUACAACAGCAAGACGCAAACCGUGCGGGAGACGACCGUCACACCCAGCAACACGUGGGGAGGGCAGGGCCUCCUGGGUGUCAGCAUUCGUUUCUGCAGCUUCGAAGGAGCCAAUCAGAACAUUUGGCACGUUUUGUUAGGAAAGAGAGCCUUCGCCUGCUCUGCUCCUUCUGCUUGGAACCAGCUGCAGAAAACCUGGAAAAUGACUGAGCAGGAAAUUGAGCCCAACUCUCCUGCAGCUCUGGCAGGUUUGAGGCCUUUCAUCGACUACAUAAUUGGGGCAGACAUCGCCAUGCAUGAGAGUGAAGAUCUGUUCUCCCUGGUUGAAGAGCAUGAAGGGAAGGAGCUGAAGCUGUACGUCUACGGCACGGACACCGACAAUUGCCGCGAGGUGGUCAUCACUCCAAACUCUGACUGGGGAGGAGAGGGCAGUCUCGGAUGUGGGAUUGGUUAUGGCUACCUGCACAGGAUACCUACACAGCUAGUAGCAGAGGAGAAGACCUUUGAACUUCCUCCUCAUGCGGAAGCAUCCUCUAAAGAUGGUUUCACAGAGGUCCAUCUGUCUGCUGUCAUUCCAACUGUUCCGAUGGAUGUAUCGUCUUCUGCUUCAACUGGAUUAGAGCAGCAUCUUACUAGUUUGUCAGUCAGCUCUGGCUCCAUGACUGUCCACAACAAAAUACCAGCAGGAACUUCCGUUGCCCCUCUGCCCCACCAGACAACGUCCCUACACAACUUUUCACUACCAAUAAAUGCUUCUUCUACACUACCGGACCCUCAGCCCUUUCCUGGAGUUCUCCCUAGUUUACCAAAUCUAAACCCUUUACCAGAUGGGAAUCAUGUGCUGACCCACCAUGAAGGUCUUUCGUCUCUGCCUCCUCUCCACCUGCGAGAUGGCGUUUCCACGGCGUCUCGGCCUCCGUCUGACUUCAUACACCCAGUUAUCUCUACUAAUGCAAACUCUGGAUAUAAACACAAUAACACACCUCCUCUCUCCAGUAUUCAUAUGAACAAUACCCAAACACCUCACCCCUCUUCAGCCAGCACCUCCGGAUCAAUAAAUAUCACAAUAUCUGCAGACUCCUAGCACAGAGCGCUGUUGGAGAACGAUGCCUUGCUCUGAUCUAACUGGUCUAUUUGUUGCACCACUCAGCUGACAAAUUGGUCAUUUUACAACAAUCUGAAGUGUUGCAAGCUCUUUGAAUGCAGCCUCUUUUUUUAACCUUUGAGUCUACAUAAAUGAUCUCAGUAACCAGUGUGCCAUAAGGAGGUCAGCAUCAUUUCAUUGUAAUGGUUUAUAUACUGAUAUGUUUCAGAGGAAUUGAAGGUUGAGAUUGAUGUUUUUCUUGACUAGAGUAGGUUUUCACUGUAAAACCUUUUGGAUUUGUAUAAAGUAAAAUUUAAUAUCUUGAUCACUGA
This is a messenger RNA of Nothobranchius furzeri (turquoise killifish), 1737 nucleotides long. Its product is annotated as Golgi reassembly-stacking protein 2. Lineage: Eukaryota; Metazoa; Chordata; Actinopteri; Cyprinodontiformes; Nothobranchiidae. Gene Ontology annotation, cellular component: Golgi apparatus. Gene Ontology annotation, biological process: Golgi organization. The record is from RefSeq and is a predicted model, not a curated record. Gene Ontology annotation, molecular function: protein binding.